AUGGAAACCGCUCCAUUCGCGGCGGCAAUGCGUAGCGAUCAUUAUCCACCACCAGAUAGUGUCAGGAAUCAGCUUACUAGCAUCAAUGUAGCCAGUGUCUAUCACAUCCAGACUGCUACCGGAACAUGCAUCGAAACCAUCCGAGGCCUGAAGGACACGCAGCCCGAUAGAGACAUCUGGAAUGCUACAAUAAGCGGUGCUUGUGAGACCGCUAUCCGAAGCUUCUCCGACCGAUUUGACAAUGCUGCGGAUGAGGCCGUCCAAUUGAUCGAAGCCCUCCCUCCUGCACAGCAAAGUGGAGCCGCCAAUUUCAUGAGCCAGAGCAUGGGCAUAGUCAACAGGGUCGUCAAUCAGGCAUCAUCUGGAUUUUCGAGUAUUGAUAGGCGCUCCAUCAAGGACUUCCUGGCGGGGAACUGGAAUAGGCUUACAGAAGUGGAUAACGAUGUCAAGGCCGCGUGCAGCUACGCUAUAAAUGCUCUGAAUGCUGUGUUUUAG
Messenger RNA from Fusarium tjaetaba, 495 nucleotides. RefSeq lists its product as uncharacterized. Lineage: Eukaryota; Fungi; Ascomycota; Sordariomycetes; Hypocreales; Nectriaceae. The transcript has a single exon. The record is from RefSeq and is a predicted model, not a curated record. Bases 1 to 495 code for a protein of 164 amino acids.